UUAUUUCCUCCCCACAGACUGGGACCUCACUGCAUCUGUCAUACAGCAUCAUGAACUUCCUGCUCUCCCGCAUCUCUGGCAAAGUCCAUUACCUGUUGCUGAUCAUCACCACCACCUCCACCAUCGUUCACUUCAACACCCGCACCAGCAGCCCAAAGCAUCAGUUCCUGUCCCCCAACACCACCACCCAGCUGCUCCUCACGGCCACCCCUACCCCAAACGAGGGUAUAUGGACGGUCAACUCCAUUGGGCGCCUGGGGAACCAGAUGGGAGAGUACGCCACCCUCUAUGCUCUGGCCAAAAUGAAUGGGCGCCAGGCCUGCAUCCUCCCAGAGAUGCACCAACAUCUGGCACCCCUUUUCCGCAUCACCCUGCCCGUGCUCCCUCCAGAUGUGGUCCAAAAGGUCCCGUGGAGGAACUAUUGGCUCCACGACUGGAUGUCAGAAGAGUACAGGCACAUCCCGGACAAGUAUGUGCGGCUCACAGGCUACCCAUGCUCCUGGACCUUCUACCACCACCUCCGGGAUGAGAUCUUACAGGAGUUCUCCUUUCAUGACCACGUGCGGGACGAGGCCAACCAGUAUCUAGCCAGGCUGCGUGGCCGGCGCCGCAAUGUGACCUACGUGGGCAUCCAUGUGCGCAGGGGGGACUACGUCCAUGUGAUGCCCCAAGUGUGGAAGGGGGUGGUGGCUGACAGGGCUUACCUAGAGAAGGCCAUGGGCUACUUCCGGGCCAAGUACGAGGAGCCAGUCUUCGUGGUGACCAGCAAUGGGAUGGACUGGUGCCAGAAAAACAUCGAUGCUUCAAGGGGGGAUGUGCACUUCUCUGGGGACGGGAGGGAGUCAUCCCCGGGCAGGGAUUUCGCAUUGCUGGCCCAUUGCAACCACACAAUCAUGACCAUUGGGACCUUUGGCAUCUGGGCCGCCUACCUGGCCAGAGGGGAGACCAUCUACUUGGCCAACUACACCCUGCCUGACUCCCCAUUCCUCAAAAUCUUCAAGCCCUCAGCCGCCUUCCUGCCUGAGUGGAUCGGGAUCAGUGCAGACCUCUCCCCCCUGAUGAAGGGCCAUUAGGACACACCUUACAGACCUGGCAAGGCCAAGGGCACUGGCUGGUCUUGACAGGAUUUGGGGCUGGAGUCUCCUGCAUGGGGUAGAGGAUGUUCCAUGUUAUUAGCCUCUUGGGAGCGCCCAUAGCAGCUUGCUCUCAGGCCUUGGGCACCCAAGGGUGAGGCUGGGCUAACUGGGACACAGGCCAAGUGAAGCAGACACAUGGGCUCUCAAAACCUGGGGAGAGAGAUGCCAGGGAAGGAACCAGCCACUACCCAAGAGCCUGGGUGAGGGAUCAGUCUCUCGUCUCCUGGUACUACAUAAACAAGGCAGAUGCCAGCACAAGAGUCUCCAGAGGCUUUCUGGCUGCUUGGAGAAGCUGGGGAAGGGUUUUUUUUAGCUGUGAAGACCUGGUGAAACCCAACUUUGCCCCCACCAUGGGCUUCACAUGUGCCCCUGUGACAAGGGGUGGUGGUGGUGACAUGGGGUCCCAAUGGGCCAAGCUCUCUCCUCCAUUAGAUGGGAGCGAUCAGGGGGGUGGGGAGACCUUGUUCUACCCAUGCCAGAUCUGGGAAUCACCAUAGACAGUCUACUUAAAACAUCAACUCAGUGCUCUGCAGCUAUCAAAAAAGCAAACAAAAGGCUUGGGAUUAUUAAGGGGAUUGGAAAACAAAAUUGAAAGCAUCAUCAGGCCCCUUUAUAAAGCCACAUGCGUCCCACCUUAAAUAUUGUGCCCAGUUCUGGUCCCUGCACCUAAAAAAUGAUCUAGAAGAGCUAGAGAAGGUCCAGAGAAGGGCAACAAGGAUGAUGGAUGGUAUGGAGGGGCUCCCA
Messenger RNA from Alligator mississippiensis (American alligator), 1880 nucleotides. RefSeq names its product galactoside alpha-(1,2)-fucosyltransferase 2. The transcript has a single exon. Bases 51 to 1073 code for a protein of 340 amino acids. The record is from RefSeq and is a predicted model, not a curated record. Gene Ontology annotation, molecular function: galactoside 2-alpha-L-fucosyltransferase activity. Gene Ontology annotation, biological process: carbohydrate metabolic process. Gene Ontology annotation, cellular component: membrane. Lineage: Eukaryota; Metazoa; Chordata; Crocodylia; Alligatoridae.